GUUUUGCAGGAAAUGCUUCUUGACAGCUAUCAGAGAAAGUGGAACACAUUGUCCUCUCUGCCGGGGAAGCGUGACUAAAAAAGAAAGAACAUAUCCCAAAAGGGCUCUAGAUGUUGAAAACAGUAUGAAGAAAGCUUCUGGGGGCUGUAGAUGCUGUGAGAAGCAGGUUAGAUUUUCAUGGAUGAGACAGCAUUAUAAAACGUGUAAGAAGUAUCAGGAUGAAUAUGGUGUUUCUGCUAUUAUUCCAAACUUACAGAUUUCCCAAGAUUCAACAGGGAACAGCAGGAGUGAUGCAAUAUCUGAUAAUGGUGAGAUGGCUAAUAAUCAGAUACUUCAAGGAGAAACAAGUGGACAUCCAACCUUCAAAUGCCCCCUGUGUCAGGAAGCCAAUUUUACCAGACAACGCCUGCUGGAUCACUGUAAUAAUAGACAUCUUUAUCAGAUAGUUCCUGUAAUCUGUCCUAUUUGUGUAUCUCUUCCUUGGGCAGAUACUAACCCGGUUACUAGAAAUCUUGUUAGCCAUCUAAAUCUAAGACACCGGUUUGACUACGGAGAAUUUGUGAAUCUUCAGCUUGAUGAAGAAGCCCAAUACCAAAAUGCAGUUCAAGAAUCCUGUCAUGUGAACUUUUAAAGGAUAGCCCCCCCUUCAUCUUACUGAUUAUCUGAGAGGAAAAUUACCUUCUGCUGGUGAUCUGAAGUGUAUAUUAAUAAAGAUGGUAUUCAGUAACCACUUUUCAGGUGUAACUUUUUUCCAUGUUCAUAAGGGCAUUUCAUAAAUGAUUUUGCUGAAACUAAAACUUGACAUCUAUACCGAGAUCUGUCCUUAUGGAAUUAAGGACCUUUUUCUCACUGUUGUCUUGAUUUUCUCUAACUUUUAUAACUUUUAUUGCUCUGUUAAUUACAGGGAUUAUUUUAUUAAUGUCAGCUAUUUUAAUUCACCAAAACCAGCUUUGAAAGUAUCUUUAGAAAGUGCUCUGUUGCACUGUUGAGUUUCUUCAAGUCCAGCUGUCAUUUGCUAAGAUAUCUUGUAAGGUGAUGAUUUUUGUUUUUUUCUCCUGCCCAAGGACAAAGUUUUAUUUGAUGUUGUGACCUGUUUUUAACCAUUACUAUGUGAAUGCAAAUUACAACAACUUAAGAAAUAAAAAUACUUCAAUGCAGAGCACCUUUCAUUGAGAAAGAAUGAUGCCAUUACCUAGGAAUAAUUAAAUCUAUUUUUUCCCCUUUUGGAGCAUAACUGAAAUAGGAUGUUUGUUUACUUUCCCUGUACUCCCAACUACUAAGGAAGAUGACAUACUUUCUGACCAAUCCAGUGAUGACAUGCAAAAGGUACACUGUUUCGGUAUAUGACUGUGACCCAGCUAGCUUUUAAUUUUGUUGGAGCUUUUUAAGAACAUCUGUUGUUGCAUUUGGACUUCAAGUUUUGGUCUGUCCUGUCGUUCAUAGAAGGCUCUGUAACUAGAGAACUAAUUGGCUUCAGACCUACUAAUACUCAGAAAUGAACUUGUUUAUUUUGGUAGGACUGUUUAAAACUUGGACAUCUCCUGCAUCCAAAGACUUGAGAAAACACUUGAGAAGAAAAACUUGCUCUAAAAUAGUUGCCAACAUAUUUUAAGAGUUUCUAUUCUAGAUUUCCACAUUCCCAGCAAGACUCUCGUAAAAUCAGAGAAAACAGAGCUAUAAUGUAAUUUUGAAUUUAAAUGGAAAAUCCAUUUGUAAAGGAACUUUAAGAUCUUUUGUUUAAUACUAAUGGGGAGAAGGGGGAAAGAAAGCUGCACAGCUUAUAUUUUGGAAGUUUAAACAGACACUGUUCUGAAUGUUUAUGUUUUAUGACUGACUCUUCAUCCUGUGUCACCAUUGCCUGUUGUCAAACUAUUGCUCUCAGUGGGUAUUGUAUACAUGGUGGAAAACAUCCCCAAUAAUUUUUCUAGUGUAGUUGGGGAUUUAUGCGUAAUAAUAUCAGUUGUGCAGCCAAAGUACAAUCUGCUUCUUGUGCCCUGGCUCCCAUUUGCUCUCCAAAUAGAGGUUUUAAUUAUUUCUUUAAAUACUGGGUAGUUCAUAUUCCUAAACUGGUAAGGUUGAAGUGCCUCAUUCUGCAAUGUAACGGGAGUCAAUUCUGAAUCUUAGUUCUAAUAUGCUGAGUGUUGGUACUAAAACACUAUACACUGUAACUUGACAUUUCUAUCUUCUGUUUUUCAAGUGUGAAACAUUACUGAAGGCAUAGCUGGCUAAAAUACAAAGUUGACUAUUUCAGAAAUGUCUAAAGGUUAUAUCCUUUUUAUAAGGUCUGGCAUUUUGUUACUGGCUUAAUACAGUAUUUUGACAGCAGGACAUUCUUUGAUCUUGUCCUCCAGCUUUCCUGUUUGCUCCCAUACUCUUGCAUAUUCUCACUCACCUGUCAGCUCUAGUGCUUGUGUGACCAUAUAAUGAUUUGCAGUGGUUCACUGAUGCAACUGAAAAGGUUGGUUGGAUUUUUUACUCUCCCUUUUGCACUAUAAAAGCCAACUAUGAAAUAGUGCCCUUAGACAGAAAGGAAUUUCAAAGUAGCCUGAUGCUAAAGUUUUAGCUUUUUAAAAUAAAAACGCAUACCAUGGUGAUUUUAUUACUGCAUACAUUUCCUAAGGAAUUUAAUAGCUACAUGUAAGUUUAGUUAACUUUUUUAGAUUCAAUAAAAUAUUUAUAUGAUCUGGCAAUAAAUGCCUGCAGCCAAUACAGGUUCAGAAUGCCUCAUGGACACUGGAACUAGUUAUUUCUAUUACUUGAACAUAUCUUGAGAAUUGCAAAUGAAAUUAUAUCUCUUAAAACUCUGGGGAACAAAUUUUUCUAUAGCAAUAAUUAGUUGUCACUUGAUGCAUAGUUGCUGAGCGUUUUAGUUGUGUUUAAAUGUUGAGUGACUUGAAUACACAUUUUAAAGCAACAAAUGUGUAUAAAUGCAAUAUAAAAAAACCCCUUGCAAAAUGUUUAUCCUCUUUAUUUGCAUAUGUUAAAAUCUGUAUUGGCAGGUGCUGCCUUGCUUAAUAUUUUCUACUUUUAAUAUGAAGAGAUUGCAUCCAAUACAUUCACUAGGUAAGCGUUUAAUAAAAAUGAAAUAAUCUAUUUAAAUAUGCUGGUCAUGAUCUUUCUCACUGAAACUCAGACAUGCACAAAAAGCUGUGUAUUUAUGAUGGGUGAUGCUUGUACUCAAAACAUGCAAUCUUUACUAGAAGAUUGCUGUUUAACAAUGUUUUCAUGUUCAUGUUGCAUUGUAUAUGGUUUCAGUAUGGUAUAUUAUGUUUGAAUUGUACCUUCUAUUUUUUCUCCUAUUAAAGUAUUUUAUUUUUUGUUUGUCUUUUUGUGGCAUAAUAAAGGUGAUCAGUUCC
Molecule: messenger RNA, 3356 nt
Organism: Athene cunicularia (burrowing owl)
Lineage: Eukaryota; Metazoa; Chordata; Aves; Strigiformes; Strigidae
Gene: RNF138
Product: ring finger protein 138
Exons: 6
Coding region: 125-631 (168 amino acids)
Source: RefSeq, a predicted model, not a curated record